Chara braunii is the source of this 3516-nucleotide messenger RNA. NCBI's taxonomy places the organism in Eukaryota, Viridiplantae, Streptophyta, Charophyceae, Charales, Characeae. The record is from the annotation of a GenBank genome assembly.
AGAGGGGCUGGGGAGGGAGUGUCGACAUGGCGCACAGGCCGGAGUUUGUGCCCAAUGUGGAGUUUGAAAACGAUCCAAAGCCCAAGCACGUCAUCUGGAAGUACGUGGAGAAGGGCCAAUUGUUUGUCAGCCCUUCGGGAGCUGACCCGAAGGGCAAUCAUGAGUUGCGUUGUAGAUUGUGUGGUCACCGGUGGGUUGGUAACCAAAGCAAGGCGACCCAACACUUCAAUACCGUGCGCGAUCAUGACAGGUGCCCACACGCAUGUGUUUAUAUCCUCAGGGACUUGCAGAGGGCGGGCAUCAAGUUGAAGGGGUCCCUCCCUAUUUCUGUACGGGAGGCUGACAGGGAGGGUGAGCUCGAAUUUGAGCAUCCCCUCAAUUGGAGAUUGCCUGGCGUCGUCGCACGACAGCCCCCGCUAGUCCGCGCGCGUGAUUUGGCACAGGGACGAAGGGGGAAUGGCAGGGAGGAGAGAGCACCUCCGGCACCUGCGGCGCGGCAGGAUGGAGAGGGCCAUUCUGCAGGAGUGGGCCCUUCCAGAGGAGGGGGCCCGUCCGCAGGAGUGGGCCCCUCUGGAACAGCGGGCCCGUCUAGUGGAGGGGGACAGGGAGCAGGAGAGGGCCCGUCUAGGGAAGGGGACGAGUGCGACGAGGGAGGGCGUGCAGAGCACGCAAGGGCGAGACGGUUUGAUCCGGCAGGAAAGAUGCCAUGUGGUGCUCCUUAUUUAGAGGUCGGGAGGAGGCGACGCGAGCACGAGGGAGCGCCUCGUGCUCCCCAGGACGAGCAGCAGUGGUGGAGGGAUAGGAUGCUGCAGCGAGCGAGAGAGGAGGGCAUACCGGUCCCUGCGGACCUCAAGGAGGGGCUGCUGGGAGCCGCUGUGGAGGGGAGACAAGCACAGCACCGAGUGUCGAAGCUGACUCAGACCCGUCUUGAUGACUGGGAUCAGCACCCGAUGCAGUACGACCUUGACAUGGCCUACAUUAGAUUCUUCGUUGGUUGUGGUAUACCGUUUAACGUCGCUAGAUCAGAGUGGUAUGCGGCUUUGCACGAUGUUUACCUCAGUCAGUUCAGGGAUGCGUACCGGCCUCGUCAACCAAGGUUCGAGUUGUUGCGCACGACUCUGUUGUCCAUGCUGUACGCGGAGCUCGACGAGCGCUUGCGAUACCACCGAGAGUCGUGGUCCGAGGGGGUCACUUUCAUGACAGACGAUUGGUCGACUCAGGCCAACCGGCCUCUCUGCAACUACUUGGUUGCAGGGAGGUUGGGGGGGUCCUUAUACCGGGUAGAGGAUAUGUUUGGCCGGGAGAGGACCGGAGCGGGUUUGUACCGCCGAUGGAGGGAGCUUGUUCUUGAGAUCGGUGCACAACAUGUGAUGCGAGGGACGGUGCGGGAGUGCAUUCUUCUGGAGAAUGCGCUUGACUAUAUCGCGACCCAGAUCGACGGUGGCCGAGAGGGCAACGAGAUUGGACGAGUCUGGAGUUCUCUGCAGGACUUCCAUGGCAAGUACCCAACGGCCGCUCAUUGGGGGGGACCCGUCGGGGAUGCAGAGAUCGAGCAGCCUGACUUUGAUCCUGUGAGGUGGUGGAGAUUUAAGGGGGGACGACAUCUGACAUUGCGAGAUGUUGCUAUGCGCUGCUUGGGUGCGUGGACCACUGCCUCUCCUUGUGAGAGGAAUUGGUCGACGCAUGACUUCGUCAACACGAAGAGGCGCAACAGGCUAGGCGUCGGGCAGUUGGAGAAGCUUGUGUUCUGUCACUGGAACCUGAAGCUUCUCCAAAGCAGUCACGCACGAGGCGGGUUCAUCGGGGCAGGCCUCCCAGGGGUUGGAUUGACUGACGUGGAGAGGAGGGCAGAGGACUAUUCCCGUUACGAGCCAGACGAGAUGGAGCCCGGUACAUACGACCCGGAGGAGAUCGAGAGAGAGGCCAAUCGCCUGAGGAGGCAGUCGAGAGGCAGACGCUUGGCGCGGGCCGCAGUAGCAUUGGCCCAGCGGAUUCAGCAGCAGGGCGAGGACACGGUACACGGGGAGGAUGUGAUUGACGACGACGUGUCAUGGUUAUCAGAGCCUUAUCGGGGGGACAGGUUUUUAGAUGGGGAGGCCCCCCCGACUAUGAGCCCCGCAGGUAGGAUGCUUCCGCCACGCGCCCCGCUUCGUGAUAGAGGCGUCCCCUCACGUACGCCCGCAUGCGAGGCAAACUCGGACAGCCUCCGUGGAGACGAGUUUCCCGACGUGUCGGGCGCCGUCGGGAUGGAUGAUGGCGGUUGGGGGGAUGGUCAUCCACCGGAGGCCAAUGAGCUGAGGGAGGCCGCUCGACCCCUGGAGUCCGAUGAGCUGAGGGAGGCCGCUCUUCGACCGUCCAGCGCAGGAUCCAUUGAGGGUGCACCGCCUCCAUCUGCUGCACCAGCCACGGAUGCGGCCAUGCAUCAUGAUACUCUCGCACCGGCCGCUCAGGGUUUGCCGCAUGCCCCCGCCGACGGGGGCACUACAUCUGCGGUUCCCAUCUUUCCUAGCCCGCACCGUGCAGUGGAGCACGAUUGUCAGGGGAGGCUCAUACAACGUCCCGGAUUCAUGGGUCCGCUAGACUUGUGGGCAGCAUCAACUAUUUCCCAAGAUGCUGAGAGGGAUUUGGCGGCGUACCUGCCGAGAACAUUGUCGGAUUUGCCGCGGGUUGACUUGGAUGCGAAGGCUGGUGGCGUGGAGUGUCGGGAACCCUUUGGUGUUGAGGCUGCUGUUGGGGAGGCUGUUGCCACAGAGGGAGGCGCAGAGAGAGAGGAUAUCGCACGUGCCUUGGAGGGCGUCGGUUACUCGGUAGAGGAAAUCGAGCAAACGUUGGUGGGGUACCCAGAGGGACACAGACACAGUACCCAUCAUCCGGGGAUGCACACACGCCAGGGUGUGGAUUGUAGCUACGCACGCGCUUCUCCCUUGCUGCCUCUGCCGCUUCUAGAUCCCUCUCUUGCACUGGACAUCGCAGGCGCGGGAUCGCACUCGUCUCUCGUGACGGAUGCUCAGGGUACUGGUGGACAGUGCAGUGGUCUACGGGACCAUGACUCCCCGGGCACGGGUCUUCGUCGUGCAGUUUCCCCCAUGGACUGUGGCGUGCACUCGACGAUGCCAUUGCCGCCCAGAGAUCCCUCAUUCAUCAUUGAGCCGCUUCGACCAUUCGUUGGUCGUAAGCGGAAGGCAGUGGCUGCCACGGGACAGGAGGGUGGGAGAUCUACAGGUCGUGGCCGAGCCAGAGGCCGACCAUCGGGAGAGGAGAGGGUAGUAGGAGAGGGUGGUAUAUCAGCAGAGGGGCGUUGGAGAGGAGAGGGGCGCGGGAGAGGAGAGGGACGUCCUUGAGGCCGACCGCCCGGACGGGGGAGAGGAGAGGGACGAGGCGCGACUCGAGGGGGCAGGGCAUCAGGGGGGAAGGCCACUGCGGGUGGGAGAGGGUUCCAUGCGCACAUGGCGCCAGUCACAUCAUCUACCGCCGAGGCCGAGGAGGGCAUAGCACAGCGCACCGCCAGGAGGCGUA